Molecule: messenger RNA, 366 nt
Organism: Entamoeba invadens IP1
Lineage: Eukaryota; Evosea; Mastigamoebida; Endamoebidae
Exons: 1
Coding region: 1-366 (121 amino acids)
Source: RefSeq, a predicted model, not a curated record
AUGACAAACGUUGGAGUUUAUGAAACCCGUCAACAACCCGAAAACACUUACAACCCACAAGACUACACACCACAAUUGGUGUAUAUUGUUCCGGUACAACGAGAAGUGAAUUGUGGGAAUACAACACCUGGUGUAUUCUAUUUUGUUCUUGGGUUUUUCUGCUGUUGCUUUUGGGCGUGCGGGUAUAGCCAAACCAAACACGCGUCGGACAAGCAAGAAAAAACACUGGGGAAAGUAUCUCUUGUGCUGUUUAUAAUGUCAAAUGCUUUGGCGAUUUUUGUAUUUGGAUUUGUAUUACUCUGUGCUAUUGUGUGGGGAAUUGUGUUUGAAGAUGCAAAUAGUAGUAGCAGCAUCAGUUAUAAUUAA